Filobasidium floriforme is the source of this 1664-nucleotide messenger RNA. RefSeq names its product peptidase family M48-domain-containing protein. Gene Ontology annotation, molecular function: metalloendopeptidase activity. The record is from RefSeq and is a predicted model, not a curated record. Gene Ontology annotation, biological process: CAAX-box protein processing. Gene Ontology annotation, cellular component: endoplasmic reticulum membrane. The coding region runs from base 134 to 1501 and encodes 455 amino acids. The transcript has 8 exons. Lineage: Eukaryota; Fungi; Basidiomycota; Tremellomycetes; Filobasidiales; Filobasidiaceae.
GUCAAGCACGCAAGCACUCAUCGAGGCAUACUUGACCUCUAUCUCUGCUAAGCAAGAUUCUGUCAUGCCGUCAGCUCUAUCAGGGUACUCAGUAUAUGUACCGCUUUGACCGGGUCUUGGCUUAGCCGGCGACAUGUUCCGUAUCGGCUUCUCGUUUGCAGGGUCCGCUCAGGGCUUGUUCGCCAAGUUGCCAAUGUUCAACUAUAACGCCUGGAUCUUCGGUGCAACAUGGGUACACUGUAUAGCACGGGUCGGACUUCUAUGCCGGCAGCUCAAGCAUGUCAAGCGGAAGUUGCCGGAACUCGAGGCCUCUCUAGAACGGCCUUACACACGAGGCCAAGCCGAAAGCAUGAAGCAGGGCUCGUGGCUGAAGUUCAGCAUCUUUGACAAUCUGUACAUGUCGACUGCUAUCACCGCGAUGGUUCGGUUCGGACUGUACCGCCGGCUGUGGAAGCUGAGCUCAGGAUACUUCGCUAGAAGCGAUUCGCGGUGGAAGGGACCUAUAUUACAGCAAAUGGCUUAUUAUGCCAUGGUGCAAGCUGUUAGCUACCUAGUCGAAUUGCCCAUGAGCUGCUGGAGCGAAUUCAUCAAGAACAACUGGCCAGCUCGUCCCCGCCUUGUUGCCCUAUGGAUCGGUGCUGGCACCGUACUGGAUGGGAUUCCCUCGAUAUUGUUAUCCAGCCUGAAGGCUCUCCCUAUCGUAGUAGCCAGCAAGUGGAUCGACGAUGAUCACUUACUGGCUAUAGGCGCGGCAGGGACUUUACUGGUCCCGCUCAUCGCCUGGACGUUCAGCUCAAAGCUUUUUCUAUCGGCAUUUCCUGAAUUUAAGAGCUUGGAGGAUGGACCGGUCAAAGAGAAAAUAGAGGAUCUGGCCCGGAAGGUGCAGUUCCCGGUAGAGAAGAUCUACAAGAGCGAGCCUAAUCUGAAAGUGCCGGAGGAGAGCAGAGAUGAUGUUCCGCGAUGCGUCGCAUUCGGUUCAAAGGUCUUCGUUACCAUACCACAAGGGCUCUUGGAAAAAUGUUCGGACGAUGAGGUGCUCGCCAUACUUGCACACGAAUUUGGUCACUGGAAACACAAACAUAGUACAAAAUCCUACUUGUUCACCCACGGAACCCUCCAAAUCGUUUUAUCGGUGCUCUUCUUCAAGCAAGAUCCCAAUUUUUUCCGGUCAUUCGGAUUCUCUGCCGACGUCGUGCAGGCGAAGGGCUCGGCGGUGAUAGCGUGGACGUUGUUCGAGAGGUUUGGGCUGUCGCUCAUGCCUUUCUGGACGAUGGCGCGGAAUAAAUGGAAGCAACAACAAGAGUUCCAAGCCGAUGCGUUCGCAACCUCCCUCGGGCUAGGUCACCCGCUGGUAUCCUUCCUGGAGAGGAACGAAUCCAGGCAACUUGAUAUCAACCUCCCCGACCGAUGGUUGAAUAUAAUGUCGUCGACUCAUCCUCCCCUGGCUUCCCGAGUCAAGGCUAUCCAACAGCAACUUGGAAGGCUCGACAAGACGUUAUGACGAGAUGUGAUAGGCCACUCCGCCAUGUCAUCGAGGUUAGGCUGCCCCCCAUGUCGCGAAUUUUCUCCGAGUUGUAAUGCUUUUCUCACGUUAGUCGCAAUUACGCAUUCGACCUUGCCUUGACUGUAAUUCAACUGAAUCAGAAAUGAUACUAUCGAUACCC